Molecule: messenger RNA, 1710 nt
Organism: Phialemonium atrogriseum
Lineage: Eukaryota; Fungi; Ascomycota; Sordariomycetes; Cephalothecales; Cephalothecaceae
Product: MFS general substrate transporter
Exons: 5
Coding region: 1-1710 (569 amino acids)
Biological process (GO): transmembrane transport
Cellular component (GO): plasma membrane
Molecular function (GO): transmembrane transporter activity
Source: RefSeq, a predicted model, not a curated record
AUGCCCAGCCCUGGAGAGACAGCCUCGGGAGGAGGCGUCAAGACGAUGAGUGCCACCGGCCCUCCUCCAGCGGCGGAGACCGGGGACCAUCGCGAUCCCACCACUCCAAUACUCCCCGCGUGGCGCUUUGCCCUCCUGGGCUUUGGCCUAUGCCUCGGCCUCUUCUUGGCAAUGCUCGACACCUCGAUCGUCGCCACCUGCAUGUUUUCCAUCGCCCUGGAGUUCCAGUCCUUGGAUUCGAUCAACUGGGUGGCCCUGUCGUACACUCUCACCUACCUCGGCUGCGCCGUCAUAUUUGCACGGAUCUCGGAUGUCAUUGGCCGGAAGGCGGCCUUUCUGGUCGCGUACGGGAUAUUCAUAUCCUUCUCUCUGGCUUGCGGGUUUGCUCAGAGCCUGAAUCAACUGAUCGUAUUCCGAGCACUGCAAGGGCUCGGCGGUGGAGGCCUGUAUAGCAUCGCAAUCAUCAUCUUCCCAGAGCUCACACCCGAUGACAAGAAGAAGUUUAUUGCUGGAAUCAUCGGAAUUGUCAUCGCCGUUGCUGGAGUCAUGGGCCCAGUCGUCGGUGGGCUGUUGACCCACUACCGAUCUUGGAGAUAUGUCUUCUGGAUAAACGGACCCAUUGGCGGCGUCUCGGCGAUUGUAUUCUGGCUUACCUGGCCUAAAACGGAGUUCCUGCCGGACCUCAAGCGGAGAUCCUGGAAAGACCUCGACUACCUCGGAUCGUUCUUGCUCAUAGCCGCAUCGGUUCUGAUAGUCUUCUCCUUCCAGAACGCCGGUGUCGAUGCACAGCAGUGGAGCCAGGCCGUGUUCAUCGCCCCCUUGAUCCUGGGAAUCUUUAGUCUGUUCUCCCUCCUCGCCUGGGAGUACUUCAUCGAGCGGCGAUGGCACGGGGAGAAAGCGGCCGCAUUCCCGCUUUGUCUCCUCCGGAACCAUGUGUACACGGCAGGCAUCCUGAACACAAUGUUCACCGGGUUCCCAUACUUCAUCUGCAUCUACACCUUCCCCAUCCGGUUCCAGGUAGUCAACGGUAAGAGCGCGCUCGAGGCGGGGCUUAUGCUCUUGCCCAUGCUCGUCGGGACCGCUGUCGGUAGCUCGCUUUCGGGGGUGAUCAGUGCCAAGAAUAACCGCAUCUUUGAGACGCUUGUCGCGGCGUGCUCCUUGAUGAUCAUGGGUGUCGCCCUCGAGACCACAGCAUCAGACUCUCGGGACAUCGAGCCCAAGGUCCUUGGGUUCCUAGCCUUCAUCGGCUUUGGCUUUGGGCUCGCAGCAUCCUCGUCGACAAUGCUGGCCAGCCUCGAAUCUCCUAUCCGAGAGCACGCACCCGCACAGGGAAUCCUCGCCCAGGCCCGCAUCCUAGGUGGGAGUCUCGGCAUCGCGGCAUCGUCGGCCAUCCUCGGGGUCAAGUCCCGGGCGGAGCUCACGGGCGUGCUCUCACCCGCUCAGAUGCAAGACCUCGCCUCGGCCGCAUCUACGCUCACGGCCGAGCAGCAUGCCGCCGUGCGCCGGACGUACACGGACGCCCUCAAGGUGGAGAUGAUCGUCUGCUCGGCUGUGCUAGCCGUCGGAUUCCUCCUCACCUUUGGCGUGUACCGCAAGAACCGUGUCACGAUCGACGAACAGCAGCAGGAGCGCUACCGCGAGGAGGGUCAGCAUCGGAGAAAGCGCGAGGGACCGGCCGUGGAAAUGGAUGCUGGACCCGGUUCGGCUUGA